This is a messenger RNA of Magnolia sinica, 1379 nucleotides long. Its product is annotated as protein phosphatase inhibitor 2-like. Lineage: Eukaryota; Viridiplantae; Streptophyta; Magnoliopsida; Magnoliales; Magnoliaceae. Gene Ontology annotation, biological process: regulation of signal transduction. The record is from RefSeq and is a predicted model, not a curated record. The coding region runs from base 380 to 1105 and encodes 241 amino acids. Gene Ontology annotation, molecular function: protein phosphatase inhibitor activity. The transcript is spliced from 6 exons.
GACAGCUUAAGUUGAAAUACGAAAAUGAUGGUCCGUGCGCCCUGCAUCGCUUUCUUUAUUCCUUACCUCUUUGGGAAUUACCCUCUCGUUGCUCUCUCGAAUCUCUCCCAAUCCGAGUAUCCUCAUCUCGCUCGAUCGACAGAUAUCAAUUCAUGUCAGACAUUAAGGUUUCUCUGCCUCGACUCUUUUGUAGUUUGAUCAUAAUCCAGCAAACGUUUGAACUUAGUAAUCUGAUAUAUCUGUUGCCAUUUCUGUAAUUCUACGAGAAUACAAUCAUUACCCAGGUAAUCUGGAUUAUCGGUCAGUGGUUUCUUUUUCCUGAAGGAAGGUCCGUUUGCUGAGGGUGCUUUGGUCCUUUAAUGCGAUAUUUGCUUUAAAAAUGAGUGGCCGUGUAAGGUGGAAUGAGGCUAACUUAGACGAAAUUGAGGCAAAUAAACCUGUAAGGCAGAAAAUCACUGAGCCUAAGACUCCAUAUCACCGUAUGAUUGAUGAAGAUGGUUCUUUGUCACCUAUACGAGAUUUCAGUGAAUCCAAGGGUAGUUCUGCUCAUGCAGAAGCCAUCUGGACUGCUUUGAGUGAUGCAGCUUCAUCAAGUAGAACUCGGCAUUCCAAGGGAAUUGGGGAUUGGGCAUCUUCUGAAGAUGAAGCAGAUGGCAUGGAACGAGAUGAUGAAGAUUUUGAUGCCAAUGGAGACGGGCUGAGUUUUAAGGAGCAGAGGAGGGCCCACUAUGAUGAAUUCCUCAAGGUGAAACAGCUCCAGCAGAAGGGAUCUUUACUCAAUGACGAAGAUGAGGAUGGUGAUGUCAAGGAAAACAAGCAAGAGACAGGCAAUUCAUCCCAGUCCUUGACUGGGGGUAUGAUUCCAAUAGACAUUAAGGUUGGUGAUGCUGGGGGUAUGAUUCCAAUAGACAUUGAGGAAGGUGAUGCUGGGGGUAUGAUUCCAAUAGACAUUGAGGAAGGUGAUGCUGGGGGUAUGAUUCCAAUAGACAUUGAGGAAGGUGAUGCUAGGGGUAUGAUUCCAAUAGACAUUGAGGAAGGUGAUGCUGGGUGUAUGAGGUCAAUAGACGUUAAAGUAGCUGAUGCUUCAUCUCGGCAUCAACAAUAACAACCGCAGCAGCGACAGGAGAGAUCCCCCCCCCACACCAUUGGAUAGCCUAGAUACUGGCAAACAAAGCUGACCCAUCGAAUUGUCUGUCUGUCUAUCUAUCUAUCUAUAUAUAUGGUGUAAAAUGAUGAUUGUAUGGUUUGACAUGCGUUUUUAUUUUUAUGUUUAAAUAGUUAACAGAGCAUGUGAAAUUAGCGUGUUUGGAUGCACUAUCCAAUUAAGUUGCAAUUCGUGGCCAAGCAUCCAAAUGGUUUGGCUUGCACAUGUUAGAUUC